Scutellospora calospora is the source of this 150-nucleotide messenger RNA. The record is from the annotation of a GenBank genome assembly. NCBI's taxonomy places the organism in Eukaryota, Fungi, Glomeromycota, Glomeromycetes, Diversisporales, Gigasporaceae.
AUGGCUGCAACAACUGAUGAUAUUAUGAACUACCUUAAGGCAAAUACCAGUGGAUUCUUUCUGCUUAAAGUAGAGCAUUUACUAGUGAUGGAUAGUAAAAGAAAAAGAAAUAUUCUUCCUUGUUUCUUAUAUGGAGUUGCUGAUGAAUAG